AUGGAUGUAGAAAAAUUGAAAAAGAAACGAGCUGUUCUGAGGAGCAAUGCAACGAAGCUGAUGAAUAAAAUGUUAGAUACAGAAGUACCUGUGGUGGAAUUAAAAGCGAAACUUAAUAUGUUGAAUGAUUUGGAACCCGAGAUCAACAUUCUCAAUGAAAGAAUCCUGGAUAUGAUGUUAGACGAUUUGGAUAACGAAAAGGAAUGCGAGGAUGAAAAUUAUCGUUGUCACAUCAUAACAGAAGAAGUACAUAAGUGUCGUAUUAUAAUAGAACAAAAAAUAUCGAUAUGUUCACUACAAACACAACGUAUAAGCAAUGAAGAUGGUCAUAGUGGUACUGUAAAGAGUGAUGGAUCUGGAAAGAUCAAUAAUUUUAAGUUGCCUAGAUUGACAUUAGAAAAAUUUGAUUUGGCACCAGGUAACUUUUUAUCGUUUUGGUCACAAUUUGAGAGAAUACACAGCAGUGAAGAUCUUGAUAAAACUACUAAAUUUAUGUAUUUACGCAUGAGUUUACUAGGGUCAGCUAAGAUACUGAUGGACACAUAUCCUAACACUGCCGCAAACUAUGAUAAAGCUGUAGAUCAUUUAAAGAAUAGAUAUGGAAGAGAUGAAUUAAUUGUUCAUGCUAUAUAUAAAGAAUUGCUCGCUUUAGUCCGGAGCAGACCAUCAUUAUCAAAGUUAAAUGAUGUCAUAUCAGCGAAAAUUAGGAGUCUUGAGUCCUUCGGUUUCAAUAGUGAGAGAACCGCAUUAUUAGUUCCUUUAAUCGAAGAAUGUCUGCCGGAGGAAACGCUGAUACUAUGGGAAAGACGUGAGUCAAAAUCAAAUGAAAAUAAAUUAGACGAAUUGAUGAAGUUCCUGAGUAAAGAAGCAGAAACCUAUGAAAGAAUACAAAACUGUAAGGUCGAGUCUUCACCGUCGAAGAGUACUGCUGCUGCGUUAGUCGCUGUACCUCAACAAAAAUCAAAAUCUGAACAAUCUCGACCUGUUACAUGUGUGUUUUGUUCAGAAUCUCAUUUUAGUCAGAAUUGCAAGAAAGGAUUGUCUAUUGAGGAGAAGCAGAAAAUUGUGAGUAACCAAAAACUUUGUUUUGCUUGCUUGCGUCCCGGGCACUGUCGGUUUCAGUGUCGUAAGUAUGUUAAAUGUUCUAAAUGUAAUCAAAAACAUUACGAUAUUAUGUGUGUUCCACGUACUCCUACAACUGCGGUUAAGGAGACACCCACUUUAGUGGCUUGUGCUGACAAGCCAAUGGUUAUAAUGCAAACUCUCGUUUGCUACGUACACACAGGUCAACUUAUUCGCGUAUUGUUAGAUUCUGCAUCCCAUAGGAGCUAUAUAACCAAACGUUUAGUGCAAAUAAUUAAGCCAAAUUUAAUAGGACAAGACACUUUCAAACACAUGUUAUUCGGAGGACAAAUAUCCUCAGAGAUAGCGCACAAUCUUUAUGAAAUUGAACUUAUAAGUUUAGGUGGUAAUAAGAGGUUUAAAAUGAAGGUCCUUGAUCAAGAACAGAUUUGUGGAACAAUUGACACUGUCAAUUGUGAAAUGAUUGAGGAAAUAAACCAGCUAGGCAUAAUUCUAGCUGAAGAUGGAGUAAAUCGACCCGUUGACAUACUAAUUGGAGCAGACACAAUUGGAAGUUUCAUCACAGGAAUGAAACUUAUUAACGAAACAUUAAUUGCAUAUGAAACCGUAUUGGGAUGGUGUCUUUUAGGUACGUCAUCGAUGUCCACAACGACGAUGACAAACUUUAUAUGUUCGCUGGUUUCACACCCUGAGUCUUUAUGGGAUUUAGAUGCAUUGGGUAUUGAAAAGCCUAAUGUGACACAUGACAGUAAUGAAUUAGCGAUCUACUCAUUCGAACAAAAUAUAGAAUUUAUCGAAAAUAGGUAUUAUGUAGCCAUUCCAUGGUCCGAAGGUCAUCCUACAUUACCUACUAAUAAAGGUUUAGCUGAGACUCGAUUGAAUUCUGUUUUGAAACGAUUGGUAAAAAAUAACUUGUAUGAUUUGUAUGACAAUGUAUUCAAUCAGUGGCAAGAAGAUGGAAUUAUAGAAAAGGUAAAUAAUAAUAAGGAUAUUGGACAUUUCUUGUCACACCGCCCUGUCGUGAAAGAGGGAAAAACAACAAAGAUUAGACCGGUGUUUGACGCAUCAGCAAAAUGUAUAAACGGUGUUUCACUUAAUGAAUGCAUUGAAACGGGACCCAAUUUAAUAAGUGAAUUGAUGCCUCUUCUACUCCGAUUCCGACUAUAUGAAAUUGGGGUGAUAGGUGAUAUUAAACAAGCAUUCUUAAUGAUUGGACUUGGGAAUGAGUCUGACAAAGAAAUGUUGAAAUUUUUUUGGUACCGUAAUGGAGAAAUUAUUACAUUUAGACACUGUCGAGUCGUCUUUGGUCUCGUGGGCGCGGCUCACUUUCCCAAAUCGCGAAACUUGUGUGACUAUGAACGGCAACUCUAA
Photinus pyralis (common eastern firefly) is the source of this 2454-nucleotide messenger RNA. RefSeq lists its product as uncharacterized. The transcript has a single exon. The coding region runs from base 1 to 2454 and encodes 817 amino acids. The record is from RefSeq and is a predicted model, not a curated record. Lineage: Eukaryota; Metazoa; Arthropoda; Insecta; Coleoptera; Lampyridae.